Messenger RNA from Musa acuminata subsp. malaccensis (wild Malaysian banana), 2153 nucleotides. Its product is annotated as probable metal-nicotianamine transporter YSL8. The record is from RefSeq and is a predicted model, not a curated record. NCBI's taxonomy places the organism in Eukaryota, Viridiplantae, Streptophyta, Magnoliopsida, Zingiberales, Musaceae. Gene Ontology annotation, molecular function: oligopeptide transmembrane transporter activity. Gene Ontology annotation, cellular component: membrane.
GGAGAAGGGGAGAGGGAGCAUGGGGACGACGAGCAGUCGGUGGAGCGGAUGUUUGACUGCCAGGAGGUGCCUCCAUGGACCCAGCAGCUCACCUUACGCUCGCUGGCCGUCAGCGCCAUCCUCGGCUUCUUCCUCAGCUUCAUCGUCAUGAAGCUCAACCUCACCGCGGGUAUCAUCCCCUCCCUCAACGUCUCCGCGGGCCUGCUCGGCUUCUUCAUGGUCAAGACCUGGACCACGCUCCUGGAGAAGACCGGUCUCCUCAACCAGCCCUUCACCCGCCAGGAGAACACCGUUAUCCAGACAUGCGUCGUCGCUUGCUCCGGCAUCGCCUUCAGUGGUGGCUUCGGAAGCUAUAUACUUGGCAUGAGCAAGAAAGUUGCAGAUCAAUUUGGUGAGGCAGACACCGGUGUUAACAUGAAAGAACCAUCUCUAGGUUGGCUGAUUUGUUUCCUUCUGGCGGUCAGCUUUGUCGGCUUGUUCUCGGUUGUACCACUGCGGAGGAUCAUGAUCAUCGCAUAUAAGCUAACAUAUCCAAGCGGCACGGCUACUGCUCACUUGAUCAACAGCUUUCACACCCCUCAGGGAGCCUUGCUUGCCAGAAAGCAAGUGUCUCUUUUGUUCAAAACCUUCGGAGCUAGCUUCAUUUGGGCCAUGUUCCAAUGGUUUUACACUGCUAGUGAUGGCUGUGGGUUCGUAUCUUUCCCCACAUUUGGGCUCCAAGCUUAUGAGAACAGGUUUUACUUCGACUUCUCUGCCACUUACGUGGGCGUUGGGAUGAUCUGCCCUUACAUAAUCAACAUCUCGCUGUUCCUCGGGUCUAUCAUCUCUUGGGGCAUUCUGUGGCCUUAUAUAAGAAGCAAGCAGGGAGUGUGGUAUGAUGCAUCGCUCCCUGAAAGCAGUCUUCAUGGAAUCAAUGGUUACAAGGUGUUCAUAUCCAUUGCUAUGAUACUGGGUGACGGGCUGUUCCACUUUCUAGUCGUGUUCUUCCGCAGCUCCUACGACAUGUACAACAAGCGCCAGCGGAAGGACGCCGCCACACCCUUCGCCGACGCUGCUGCCCUUGUUGGGCCCUGCCUUAGCUUCGACGACCGCCGCCGCAGCAAUGUCUUCCUCAAGGAUCAGAUCCCUACCACGGUUGCCAUCGCGGGCUACGUCCUCUUUGCCGUCAUCUCAGUCAUCGCGGUUCCCUUCAUCUUCCCCCAGCUCAAGUUCUAUCACAUCAUUGUCGCCUACAUCAUCGCGCCGGUCCUUGCCUUCUGCAAUUCCUACGGUUGCGGGCUCACCGACUGGUCUCUCGCCUCCAGCUACGGCAAGCUCGCCAUCUUCAUUUUCGGCGCGUGGAUUGGGAUGAACAACGGCGGCGUGCUCGCUGGCUUAGCUUCGUGCGGCGUCAUGAUGAGCAUCGUGUCGACCGCAUCGGAUCUGAUGCAGGAUCUGAAGACCGGCUAUCUUACCCUCUCGUCGCCUAGGUCCAUGUUCGUGAGCCAAGUAAUCGGGACGGCCAUGGGAUGCGUGAUCGCCCCCAGUGUUUUCUGGAUCUUCUACUCAGCCUUCGACCUGGGGAGCGAAACGUCUGGGUACCCGGCGCCGUACGCCAAGGUCUAUCGAGGGAUCGCGAUCCUUGGCGUGGAGGGCCUCUCGGCGCUCCCCAAGUACUGCUUGAACUUCUGCGCCGUCUUCUUCUUCGUGUCAUUCGCCAUCAACGGGCUGAAGGAGGUGGCCAAAUACAAGAACUGGAAGAUCUACAACUACAUCCCGAGCGCCAUGGGCAUGGCCAUACCGUUCUACCUGGGGUCCUACUUCACCAUCGACAUGUGCGUGGGGAGCUUGAUACUCUACUUGUGGGAGAGGGCGGACAAGCGGCACGCCACAGUGUUCGCGCCGGCCGUGGCAUCGGGGUUGAUAUGCGGCGACGGGAUAUGGUCGCUGCCGGCGUCUCUGCUGUCCUUAGCGAAGGUGCAGCCACCCAUAUGCAUGAAGUUCCUGUCCCGUGCCGACAACGACAAGGUAGACGCCUUCUUGAGUGGAUGAGCUCAUGGUGUCCAAAAUAACCAUCGUUUCAGGGAAUUACUGGUGGAGCAUUAACAGUGCAGUUAUCCCUAUGAAACGGUGUAUCCCGUCCACCCCUGUGUAUCAAGUAUCAUCUAUCCACA